UUAUGUCGCCCUCACGAUCACUUGUUUGCAUUUGAGAAUUGAGACGCGAGAUUUGAAAAUAAAUUCGGAAGCAUCGGCAUUACUUCACGUCAUCAUGGCAGGCGUUUUGCGUGAACGAUUUUCAAAUAUUCCUCUUACUCAAGAAAAGAAGAGCUUAAAUGACUCUUCUACUCAUGACAAAAAGCCAUCAAAGAAAAAUUCUAAAGCUCCUGCACCACCUGUAAAACAACCAAAAAGAUGUUUCCAAGAGGGUAUGAGAGUAUGGGUUGCUAACAGCAAUACAGAAGACAACUGCCCCUGGCUAAGAGGUACCGUCACAGCAGCAAGAAAGAAUGGGAAAGUGAGUGUGAGAUUGGAAAGCAGUGAGGUCAUUGAUGUUUCACGAAGAGAAGAUUCACUGCUUCUAGCUGGAAACAACAACUAUGCAGAAGUGGAUGACCUAACAAAUCUUUCAUCGCUCAAUGAGGCCGAAGUAUUAGAGAGUCUGGAGUGCAGAUUCCAUAACGGUCAGAUCUGCAGUAAAGCAGGUGAAACUCUAGUCAGUCUGAAUCCAUUCAAGGAAAUCUCUGGUUUAUAUGAUGAUACUGCCAUUCAACAAUACCAUCAAGAUCAAACUAGUGACCAAACAUUGAAGGGGGAAGCCCCACAUGUGUUUGCUGUUGCUGAGAAAGCCUUUUCUAGUCUUCGCUAUGCCAUAGGUAACCCCAACCAGUCCAUUAUCGUCAGUGGAGAGAGUGGAGCUGGGAAGACUUGGAACACCAGGUGUUUGAUGAAAUAUCUCACUUCAGUGGCACUAUAUAAAAAUCCAGGGGGCUUUUCACCUCCACCUGUGAAGUGCAUCGAGAGAAGGAUAUUGGAUUCUAAUCCCAUCCUUGAAGCAUUUGGCAAUGCUGGUACAGCCCGGAAUCACAACAGCAGUAGGUUUGGAAAGUAUAUACAGCUACAGUUUGACAGGGGUUCCCAUAUCAUUGGUGCCUCUAUCCAGACAUAUCUCUUGGAGAAGACUAGGCUUGUUCACCAGGCUGAUGGAGAAAGCAACUUUCACAUAUUCUACCAGAUCGUGAAUGAGGCAACAGAAGAACAGAGGGCAGAAUUGGGUCUGACCACACCCACUGGUGAUGAUGUCAUGUUUGCUUACCUCCCAUUGGAUGAUGGUAUCCAGUCAAGAGCCAAUGAGAAUCAAGUAUUUAGCAGAACCCAGCAAGCUAUGAAGAAUGUAGGCAUUACUCAUAUGCACCAAGAAAAUAUAUUUCAGGUGUUGAGUGGUAUCCUUCAUCUUGGCAAUCUAGAGUUUACAUGUGAUGAGGAAUUUGAUCCUUGUGAAUUAGAUGAGGAAGUGUGCCAGGAAUCCCUAGAGCAUGCAUGUAGACUGCUAGGUCUGGACCCUACCAGUCUGACCACAUCUCUCAUCUACCGGCGCAUCACUGCAUCACACAGCAAGCGCCAAAGUGUGUUCUUGAAACCAUGCUCAGUGGAGGAAGCUGGUGUGAGGAGGGACUGCGUGUCAAAGGUUAUGUAUGCACGAUUAUUUGACUGGUUGGUUGCCUUCCUGAACAAGCAUACAUCGGCCAAUCAGUGGCAUGCUUUCAUAGGUCUCCUGGACAUCUAUGGGUUUGAGAGCUUUGCCAGCAACAGUCUUGAGCAGCUCUGUAUCAACUAUGCUAAUGAGAAACUACAGCAACACUUUGUGAUGCACUUCUUGAGAGCUCAACAGGAAGAAUAUGAGAAGGAAGGAAUUUCUUGGAAUUUCUGUACUUUCAGUGACAACCAACCUUGUCUUCAGACCAUUGAGGGCAAACUCAGUGUAUUAUCUCUCAUGAAUGAAGAAUGCCGACUGAACCGCCAAUCUGACACGACAUCUUUUGAGGAGAAACUGUUAGCAGCGGUAGAUAGUCCCUUCUUGACCAAAGCUCCUAUGAAUCAUCCACAAUCAGCGUUUACCAUCAAACAUUACGCUGGAUUGGUCACCUAUGAUAUACCAGGCUUGAUAGAAAAGACUAAGGAUCCAAUUCCAAUGGAAUUGAUUGAAGUUUUGAUGGAAAGCACAAAUCAGUUUGUGACCAAGAUCAUUCAGCCUGAACAAGAGAGGUUGCAGGAGCUCCAGAGUAAGGGAUCCAAAUCAAAACUCAGCAAGACUGUUGUUUCAAGAUUCAAGGAGUCUUUGGGGAGUCUAAUGACCACACUGACCUCUACGACUCCUCACUACAUCAGAUGCAUAAAACCCAAUUUUCAGUGCCAGCCAGACUUGUUUGACAGCCGUUUUGUUGCCUCUCAGCUGAGAGCUUGUGGUGUCUUGGAAACUGUGGCUAUCAGUGCUGCAGGGUUUCCUUCAAAGUUAUCACAUGCAGAUUUCUGUGAGAGAUACAGUAUCCUCCUUCCCAAGGAGGAGACGGAUGACCAAGGGUCAAUACGAAACAGAUGUAGACUCAUCUACAGGAGCUUGUUUAGUGAUGAUGAUAAGGAGAAUCAAUCAGAUAGUUCAUCCACUCAGCAGCUUGGCAAGACAAAGAUCUUUCUUAGAGAAGGCCAGUUGGAAUACCUUGAGAGUCAACGUAUGAAGAAGCUUUCCCAGUGUGCUGCCAUAAUCCAGAGAGCCUGGAGAGUUUACAGAGCUCUUGUCAUAGGGGAGAGAGAAUGGGCUGCUUCAGUUAUACAAGCUGGUUAUCGAGGUUGGAGGGUACGUAACGCCAUCAAGAUCAUGGAUCAUGCAGCUAGGGUGAUACAACAUGCCAUGUUGGACUACUUGUUCAGAAAGAGGCAGGAGAGACUAGAUGCAUCUAUCUAUGAAGAUGAUUUUGAAGAAGAGCAGGAUGUGGACAACAUCGGGGGAGUCGAGGAGGAUGAGAAGAUGGAAAGCCCUUCCAUACCCACAGCCAAGCUACAAAGGAAGUCUGUUCACUUUGCAUCAGAACUCACCAGCAUCCGUGAGAUCUACUCCCCAAGUCCUCUUCCAACCCCAACCCUCACACCAUCAUCCCUGGACUGCACCACAAGGAAGAUUGUCUUCACUGAGAACUCACCAGACUUCCAACGCCUCUCACCCGUCUCAUGUCACCAUGGCAAUGAGGGAGUGGCCAAGACAGACAAGGAAGAAGAGGAGAGAGAGAUGGAUAAGAAAGAGGAGGAAGGAGUUGUUGCUACGGUGACCAACAUCUUAAAGAAACCUGCAGUUGAUAUUGCCUUGGUGGGACUGGUCACAACCUUGUUGAUAACAGGGCCUCUCAGAUGGACUUGAUUCUCAAAUAUUUAGUUUCCCAAAGAAAUACUCCUAAAUAUUGUAUUCAAUAGACCAACUUUGAUACCUGAUAAAAUUUUUUAUAAUUUGUAUGUUUUUAAUAUUGAGAUAUUAUGCUCAGAGUUUCUAAUUUUAUUAUAAGAUCAGUACUACUUUUCCAGAUAGACGUGCCUUCACAAGUUCAUGAUGAUAUCCAAUUUGCUUGAUUUUCAUAACUACUGUUUUCUGACUUUAGGCCAUUAGAAGCUAUUCAAAUUUAUAUACAAUAAAUGUCCAUACCUGUUUGUAUAUUCACCUGAUUUGGAAGUUGUUUGGGAUAUUGUUAGUGAUUUCUAUGAGAGCACAAAUCCACCCAAAAUAAUAGAUUUAUAUGAAUAAAUAGAGAAAAAUGAUAUGGGCAUAUGAUGAAUAUGUCAUCAAAGUGUAAAUUGCCUUAUUUAUGGAAAUAAGUGAAAUUUACAAUUUAAUCUAUCAUUUAACAUCUGAUUUUUAUUGAAUUUGCAUUAUUGUUGUUCAUUUUUUCUUUUUUUCAAACCUACUUUUUGUUUUGGUUGGCCUUCACUGGAAUCAACUUGUGUUUGCUGGAUUUACUUUUCUACGGGGGGGGGGGGGGGGGGGUUUUGGGGGGACAGGGAAUAUAUAAGGCACCAGUAUAUAGUUGCCUUUUAAAUAACAAUAUCAUUCUUUAAUAUUUUUGAUUGAAAUAUAUAUUUUUUCCAGACAUUAAAUGGCUAUGUGCACUGUAUGAUCGUGUUGUUGAUAUUAAACCGAACAUAAACAUUGCCCUCUUCUAUGCACUGUACUUAACACUUUGUUUGGACUAGCAGUGAUUUCUAGGGGGAAUGUAAGAAAGAAAAGAUGCAAAGUGCUCAGUGUUGAAGCGGCCAUUCUUAAUCAAAUGACACUCUGACACACUGAUUUUCUUAAUUUAUUCAAUGUUUGUGUACCAUUUUGAUAAGGAAACCUAACAAUAUUUUGUGCAACCUCAUAUAGCUUGAAUCCUGGCCAGCGUCUAACACAAUUGCUAUCCCACAUUCAAUAUCAUUUGAGCUGAUCCCGAAUUAGGGUUAGCUAGCAAUAGACAGCGCGUGUCACAGACUUUGAUAAGUAUCUGCGUAAAAGGGCUAAGUAAAUAUGAUCAGUUUACACCAAAUAACAGCCAAUAACUAAUUCCCCAUUGGCUUAUGUACAAAACUUCCCGUCGGAUCUGUCAGAACUGUCUUGUCAGAUUGCAGUCUAAAAUAUAGAUUAGUAAAUAUAAUAAUCAUAUUGGAUAUUUUUUUUCUUCAUGUGAUACCAGAAAUAUACUGCUCAUUAGUUUACAAUAUUUUUGUAUCCCAUUGUGAGCCAUGCAAUAAAAUAUAAAUAUUCUAACCAGUCUGUAAAGCUUUCAUUGUAUUUUACCUUCUCGAAUUUGAGGAAAGAAGAUGAUUCAAGAUUAUUAAAUGAUAUUCCAAAGUCUUGCAAUUUAAAGGAAUAGUUAUGGUGAAUUUUAAUUAUUGUGGACAUCUUCUUGGGGGAAAAAUGGAAUUGCACAUAUUUUUUUAAUAUGAAUUUGAGAUCUAAUUCAAGAAAAAUUGUGAUACAAAGUUUUCAGUGGCAUUAAACAUUGAUAUUUAUUUAAUUAAGAAACAAACUUUGCUUUUACCUUAAAUUAUAAGGUUAGAAUAAAGUUUGUUUCUUAAUUAAAUAAAUACCAAUAUCCCACAGUUGCAAGGAAAGAUCAUGCCUCUUAAUUUUCCAAGAUUUUUAUCAUUUUAUAAAUACAUUUCAGUUUUUAUGCUCCCAUUAGUUUUCAAGCCUUUGUGGUGUUUUAAUGAACAAAAGCUUGUAAUAAAUACAUAGUAGUGAUCAUUUGCAAUUGUGCAAAAGGCAUAAGUAAUGGUGCUUUAAAAAUUCAAUGUAUGAAAUGUAAAUACAAUUGAAAUAUAUAAAAAAAAAAAUGUCUUUAAAACUAAUUCAGAUUAUAUAUUGUAGUAAGAAUAUUUCUGAUUUCCAUCAGCAUGCAGGAAUGAACUGAAUUAUGUGAAUAAAGUAAAUUGUUUGAACAAA
Lytechinus pictus (painted urchin) is the source of this 5287-nucleotide messenger RNA. Its product is annotated as unconventional myosin-XIX-like. Lineage: Eukaryota; Metazoa; Echinodermata; Echinoidea; Temnopleuroida; Toxopneustidae. The transcript has 23 exons. The coding region runs from base 95 to 3235 and encodes 1046 amino acids. Gene Ontology annotation, molecular function: microfilament motor activity; actin filament binding; ATP binding. Gene Ontology annotation, cellular component: myosin complex; actin cytoskeleton; vesicle. The record is from RefSeq and is a predicted model, not a curated record. Gene Ontology annotation, biological process: vesicle transport along actin filament; actin filament organization.